AUGGGAGCUCGCGUGCCCGGUGCUCUGAACGCGUCUGAGCGUGCCAUUAAAUCGGCUUUAACGCCAAACACGUCAGCCGCUGCGGCCGCGCAUUUACGGACGGGCGAAAUAAAUUCGCGAUGGGGCCCCGAAACAAAUUAUACAGUCAUUUGCGAGAGCGCUGCGCCGCGUACCAAGCCGACGCCACGGGACAAAUGUCCACUAAUUGGACGGGCAGCGCACUCCGGUCUCCGAAUCUCGUCUGAGUGCGCGAUCAAAGGCGACUCGAAGCUGCCCGCUCGUCGGUGCACGUUAAUUCUGCGCUUUAAU
Molecule: messenger RNA, 309 nt
Organism: Iphiclides podalirius (scarce swallowtail)
Lineage: Eukaryota; Metazoa; Arthropoda; Insecta; Lepidoptera; Papilionidae
Source: the annotation of a GenBank genome assembly